This is a messenger RNA of Volvox carteri f. nagariensis, 186 nucleotides long. RefSeq lists its product as uncharacterized. The transcript has a single exon. NCBI's taxonomy places the organism in Eukaryota, Viridiplantae, Chlorophyta, Chlorophyceae, Chlamydomonadales, Volvocaceae. The record is from RefSeq and is a predicted model, not a curated record. The annotation marks the transcript as partial.
GUCUUCUCCUUCGUGGCCAUCUUUCUGUCCACGCCCGACAACUUCUGCGCUUUCUUUCCUGACCUACCAGGCUGCGCGGUGACUGGCCUUUCUCUUCCACAGGCGGAAUCCAGGCUAAGGGAGGCAUUGAAUCGGCAUCUCCGAUCCCUGCUGGAGAAUGGCAAAGAGAUUCCCGAGGGCCAGACG